Clunio marinus is the source of this 2024-nucleotide messenger RNA. Lineage: Eukaryota; Metazoa; Arthropoda; Insecta; Diptera; Chironomidae. The record is from the annotation of a GenBank genome assembly.
AUGGUUUUGGCUUUGAUUCAUUCACAAGACUCAAAGGAGUCAAAAUGUGAGACUGAAGGUUGUUAUGAAGUAAUCAAAACGUUUGUGAACUUUCUGGAAGAAAAGAUUAACGAAGCUGAUGCCAUUUUAGCUGAUGCUGAGAAGGAAUUGAGUAAAGUUGCGAUUGGAAAUGACAAAGAAUUAGCAGAAAAGCUGAGGGAGGUUGACGACAAGUUAGUGAAAUUGCUAAAAGAUUUGAACACUGGCAUUGACGGUGGCGAUAAGACUUUGAUAGAACUGAUAAACAACGCGUUUGAUAGUAUUGAUGAAAUUGAAAGUUUAGCCGACGAAACCGAAAAUGAAGUUGAAAAUUCAAAAGUUAAUAAAAAUGCGCUUGAGAAAAAUGAAGAAAAUGUUGAUGAGAUAAUUCGAGAGUUGCAAGAAGAAAUUAAUCGAAUGUUAAAUGCAACUGAAGUUGAUGGACCCGAAGCUCUUCAAAAUGCUUUUGAUAGAUCAGAAAAAUUUAGUUCCAAUGCAGGUCAAUUGAAAGAUGUUCUCGAGGAAUUGAAAUUAGCUCUUGAAAGUUAUGAAGAAAAUUUAAAAAAUGCAAAACAUUUAACAACGCAAGCAAUAGAGAAGUUUGAAAACGUUUCGGAUACAGCCGAGGAAGUAAUAACGGAGCAACAGGAACUUGACGAUAACUUAAAAGAAGUUGAUGACAUGAUGAAUUCCAACGACGAAUUAAGGAAUAUGAAAAAACUUGCCGCUGAAGCUUUAGAACAAGCGAACAAAGUUUUUGAAGAUUCUUUUGACUUGUUGACGGAGGUCAGUAUGUUUGAACUCGACGAUAAACUCGAGGAAAUCAAUUUAAAAGUUGAGAAGUUAAAGCAAUAUGCGGACAAUGCAGACGUUAAUUUGGAAAAGUUUUCGAACGAGAAUUCAUUCUUUCUCAACGACAUGGAAGCUUCUCUAGAAAUUGCCAUGGGAUUGGCUACAAAAGCUGAAAAUCUUAAAAAUGAAAUUGAAAAAGCUCUCGAAGAGAUUCUUAAAAUUCGUGAAGAUGCACUUGAAGCAAUCGCCCAAAAAGACGCAAUCAUUGAAGCAGCCAGAAAUAUUUAUAAUAGUUUAAAUGACUUCACUUUGAAGGUCGAAAAAUCAAAGGAGAGUGCAAGGGUGGCGUUGGAAAAGAUUCCAGAAAUUGUGAAAAAUGUCGAGGAAAGUGAAAAAAUAAUUAAAAAUUUGGAAAAUAAGUUGGAUAAUCACACAAAUAUCGCUGUAAAUGCCAAGGAAAAAUGUUCAACAGCAAAACUUCAAAUGGAUGAGAUUCUUGAAGAAAGUGAUGAUAUUAAAACUAAGAUUAAAGAACUUGAGAAAGAGUUUGAAGAUAUGCCGGAAGUUCUUAGAGAUGCUGAUAAGGAAACAAUUCGACUUUCAGAUGAAGCUGAUAAACUUGAAGAAAUUGAAAAUGAUGAUAAUAAAUUGAUAAAGGAAACUCAGGAAAAAGUGGAAAGAAUGAAAGUUCAAGCACAAACGACAGAUGAUGUUGUGGAUGCAGCUCUUAAGGAUAUUGAAGGUCUUAUGGCUGAUAUAGAAAAACUUAAAAACUUCGACACAAAAAGUUUAGACAAUUUUGAUGAAAAAUUAAAAGAAGCAGAAAAAGAAUUAGAAGGAAGCCACCUAAAUCAUAAUCUCAACGCUCUAAGAAUGAAACGUCACGAACAGAACGAAUUAAUUGAGCAAUAUAAGUUGGAAGUUUCGUAUUUGGAGUACCAGCUCUCCGUCAUUAAAAGAAAUGCUGAAUCAUUAGAGAAACGCUGCUUUAAACGAACACGUCUUGAACCUUAGCACCACUGUUGAUAUAUUUGAGAGAAGUUAAAAUAUAUUUUCAUGAUAUUUUUUAUAGCAGACAUAAAACUGCUAGAAAAUUCAAAUUUCAAAUUUCCGUUAAAUAUUUUUAUUUGAUGCUGUCAAUUUUAGCAACCCGUACAAAUUAAAGAUUUUUGCUUUAUUUUAUGAGCAAGGUUACAAAAAUAAAUCAAAAUCAG